CAGAAGCACAAGAAACUAGCCUCGCCUCUGUGUCACCCACACUAGAACUUGGCACCCUCGCUGCACUCCAUUCCCGUCACUACACUCUGCUAGCCGCCCUCACUUGUCAACAACCUCUGGUAGCCUGAUUGAUACUUUUUUACGUCGUGCAUUAUCCAGGUUCAGGUUGCAUCGAAGCCAGAUAGACUCCCGGGGAUUUAAUUCUUAGCGCUUUCUUUUCUCUUUGUUUCCCCCUCAAACGAUUUCAAUCUCCCUGUUAAUUAUCAAACCGUUGCUCCUCUCAUCUCAACCGUGCCGUGCCGCAAACCUAGACCCCGCUGUGCAAAAAACAGCCCCUCUCGUCAGAAAAGACUCAAACUUGGCCCUCCCGAGGUCCAAGUGUCAAGCUAGGGGCUAAUCGAACCCGCUCGCGCGUGGAUUAUCCCUAAAUCCCUAGCCCUGGCCUGGCCUGGCCCUGAACCCCUGUCUCAAUCCCUGCUGUGACCCCCCAGGCUGCUUUUGCUUUCGAACCGUGCUGUAACCUACGGCUACCGAGGAAGGGAAGGAAAAACGUACGUCGGUGUCCGUCUUCUGAUCCACAGGGCAUUUGACAGCGCGAGAUGGUACCCGGGGCACUCUGAAUGGAACAGACCACUUCGCAUCCAAGUUCAUUUUUAUGUAUCAGUAUCCGACGGGUGGCUUGUCCGCCUGCUAAAGUACGGAUACUGUACUGUACCUUGCUCUAGGUAUUCCCUGUCCUGGUCCUGGCCUGGCCUGGCAGAUGCUCUCUCUCUCUCUCUCCAUUAGCUUUUGGCACUACCUAAAAACGCCAUCCUUCUCCUCCCGUUCCAUUCCCUCCCCCAUCCCGUUCCUCUCUUUUGAUUGAAUGUGAUGAGUUGAGUUGAUGAUCUGUCUGUCUGUUUGUCUUUCAUGUGUGUGAGAGAGAGUGUGUGAGUGACUUUUGCAUGACAAGCAAGUCCAGUGAGAGAAGGUCAAUUUUCUAGCUGAAAGUGCACCUCUUUUUUCUCGUUCGUUCAUCCACCAACACCGUUUAUCACCUCGCAUUGAAUCACUCUCUGCCUUGAUUUUAGUUGCUCACUCACCCUCUAUUUUGUUACCUUCUCUUCUCCUCUCUCUCUCUCUCUCCCUCUCCCUCAGAGGCAUGUUCCAGCCUCAGCCCACACCUUUCGCCUCCUCCAGCUUCGCGUCCUAUGGCCUAGCUUCAGACCUGGACUUUGGCUUUCCCGUGUCUGCUGGAGGUGGAGGUGCUGGCUUCUACAACAACCCGCCUGCACCAUCAUCACAGCUUCCCCAGUCGCAUGCACUUCAAUCGCAAACACAGCAACAGCGACAACCGCGUCUUGUUCAGCAGCAGCAGCAACAACAAAUUCCUCGACAGCAGCACCUCUCUUCUUCCCCCACUGCAGCCGCGCCAUCUGUAUCGCCCUAUUCCUCUUCACAAAACUCCACCUCCAAAGCUUCUUCCUCGCCAACUCUAGCGCAACCGUCGCAAAGCCACCAUCAUCAACAGCAGCAGCAGCAGCUUGACAUUCUACAGCAGACGCAGUACGCAACACAACCUCCUGUUGUGCUCAAGAUGGAGGAUCAAGGCCAACACGAUAUGGCCGCGCAGCAGGCUGCUGCAGAGGAUUAUCAACCUGUUCUUGAGGGUCUCGCAGUAGGGAACAAAGUCUCGAGCGAUGUCAUCACCCACGAGUAUGCCAAAGCCGAUCCUGUCUAUGUCGAAAAGACAAUCUCUCUCCCCCAAACCUACUCACACUUCCGCCCCAUUCAAGGCGACGGUAACUGUGGAUGGCGAGCAAUUGGCUUCAGCUACUUCGAGAAACUUGUUGAGUCGGGGGACCAGGCCAAGAUCGAGGGCGAGGUGGCACGUCUUAUGAGCAUGAACCAUUUGCUGGGCUCGGUUGGUGGCUAUCCAUUCUACGACGACUGGUCAGAUGAAAUGUUUGACUUCUUGCGCGAAGUCGCUCAGAAUGUCGCCAACCCCCAGUACGCGCAUUCAUUGAUCCAAGCCAAGUGGAACGACCCUGUUGUGUCGAGUAACAUCAUUUACUACCUUCGCCUACUUACAGGGACAUACCUCAAGCUCAAUGCUGCCAAGUACGAUCCUUUCGUGACGGACGGAGGUGGUGUUGAAGCUCACUGCCGGCAAUGCGUCGAGAUUCCCAACCGCGAGAUCGAGCACCUCGGUAUGUCCGCCUUGGCCGAAGUCCUCCUCAGACCUGCCAACUUAGUACUUGAGAUUGCGUACCUCGACCGCAGUGCAGGUACUCAAGUCAACCAAUACCGUGUGCCCGAUGAACUCAACACCCAAGACGCCAGCACACUUGGCCCCAUUAUCUAUCUGCUCUACCGACCCGACCACUACGACAUCCUGUACAAAGCAUCCACCAUGCAGGUGCUUCGUGUCAGCGGCUUCACCCACAACACUACCAUCACAACCGACCAAGCGGAUCUCGGACAGUAUUCGACCAUGAACUUUGAUGCGUUGUCUAUCAUCCCGGGCUUCAGUAGCACAAUGGGAGGGCUUGCGCAGCUCGCACCACCUCAAGCCAGUUCGGCGCCAGAACAAUUCUCGCCUGUGCAACAGAGCCCAUGGAUCUCAUCUUUCCCCGAACCUUUGCCUGCUACGACACCGAGAGUAGCGCCACCGCAGCCACCACCCAUCAUGGCAUCUCCUCAACCCCCAACCCCACCGGCCUCGAUAUCGGGAAGUUCUGCGAUUGCGCCAAGUCCAGCGAUGCUACCUGCGCCUGGCCCAGGACCUCAGAAUUCGCUCCCCAUGCGAGGCGCUUCAAGCUACCACAUCCGAUUCAGUCCUGUUCAGCUCGACUAUGACGAGGGCAAGAACAACUUUCCGGAAUCGACGUAUCAAGUGACGACCAACACGUUUAAGAACAGUAUUUGGAACCGAGCCCACUACUGCAACCCCAACUUUCACCCCGAGGAGUGGAAUCCCGACGACGAGCACACGGAUGGGAGAGUCGGGAGUAAACGCAAGCCGAAAAAGGAAUCUGCCUAGUGCGACGACUUUUCACACGAACACGGCCAAGGCAUUGUCGGCUUUACUAAGAAACGACGGCCAUGAAUAUUACUAGAUGACGGCAUUUGAGAACGACGAUAAGUCUGGUUCGCAAUCAGAACUGAACGAGAAAAGACGCAAUCAGCAUUGGCAGGGAGAGACAACGAUCAGAAUUGAGCAAAGGAUAUGGGGAUGUACACGACGCUGAGCCCGGAGUGAAGGGGGAUUAUUCAUUUGGUGGUUGGGCAGGCUAGCGAUGCUUAGUGAAGAUCCUUUUUUAUUUCUGCAUUCUUUAAUGGACGAGGACAAUAAGGCGGCGAGUCUGUUUGGUGUGCACGAUUAUGUUGGUGGAGAGUGAGUACGAGACGAUUGCCUGCAUCAUCAUUGAUGGUGUCCAGGUCUGAAUAUGGAUUAUCACGAAGCGACAUGAGAGAAGCCCUUGUUUCUGACGAUGGGCAUCACGAGGGAGCCUACGUUGAGCAUGGCUGCAUGGAUACCACGAGGUUUACGCAAGAGAAGGAAUCCUUGAAAGUAAUGGGGACCGGACCGGACCAAGCAUUUAGGAUACUGGAAAUGGGCGGCAAUUUGUGGGCUCUUUUCUCGAGCCAGUUUCAAGACAGGCAACAAAAGGAAAAAAAAGGCAUACAUCCGAAGGAAACUGGGUCUCGGACGAUGAUGGUCUUGGCUAUCAGGCCAAUUGGCAUGUCUCGCAGCACGCGUUGUUACAGCGUGUCUUUGCAGCAUACUUUGCUCAUUGCAGGCAUGUGUUCUUACAGUGUGUCUUGUGGCAUGUCUUGUUUACACGUCUACCAUCAUGGAUGUCUGGUUGAGCCCUCAUUUGUUGCGCCUUGUCAGUUGCGUCAUAGCAUCGGCGUUCUUCUCUAUCAGGUCACACUUCAACUUUCUACUUCUGCUUCAUCUUUGAGACCUUUUUAUUUUAUUUUAUUUGGGACGUCUUUUUAGUGUGGAACAACAUCAGUACUUGGGACUUUAUCGAGUGGGUUGGGAUCGAGUUAUUGUAGCGAGAUGAGUCUUGGGAGUGAGUGGCAAUUACUUGUUGCCAAGGACAUUGAAUAGCAGAUACCUCUAUCUCGGCGAGAUAGUUGUAUUUGGGAAUAGCUUAAUGCAAGAAAUUGUCUCGUCCAUUGACUCAGAAAUACAUCACAUCGCAUCACACACGUAUGUACAUACCUUAUCGGACACGACAUGACAUGACAUGAGAUGCAAUGGUUCCCUCGAGCCGUUCCGCUUCCGCUUCCGCUGUGCCGCACCAUGACAUGUGAUCCACUGAAUCGAGGGAAUGCAUG
Messenger RNA from Fusarium odoratissimum NRRL 54006, 4329 nucleotides. RefSeq lists its product as uncharacterized. Gene Ontology annotation, cellular component: nucleus. NCBI's taxonomy places the organism in Eukaryota, Fungi, Ascomycota, Sordariomycetes, Hypocreales, Nectriaceae. The coding region runs from base 1142 to 3022 and encodes 626 amino acids. Gene Ontology annotation, biological process: protein K48-linked deubiquitination. Gene Ontology annotation, molecular function: ubiquitin binding; cysteine-type deubiquitinase activity. The transcript is spliced from 5 exons. The record is from RefSeq and is a predicted model, not a curated record.